UGGCAUGACACAGCACUUUCAACUGGGUUGAAAAUCUGGGUUAACACUGGCAUUCCCCAGAUUAUCUAACAUCAUUUGGCGGCUUAGGCCGCAGAUGACAGUCACAACUUGUCUUCGGAAAUGUAGCUUAUCCAAGCACCUGAAAGAGACAGAAACUAUGGCCAUGCCGACAGAGAAAUCGUUUGCGAAAGGUACUAAGUUCCCGCCACUCAAACCGGGCUCUUUACGACUAUACAGCAUGCGGUUCUGUCCUUUUGCCCAAAGAACUCGUUUAUUAUUGGAGCACAAAAAUAUCCCGUACGAAACAGUGAACAUCAACCUGAAACAGAAACCAGACUGGUUUCUUCAGCGCAACCCACUGGGCUUAGUUCCAGUCCUCGAGCAUGAUGAGAAGGUAGUUUACGAGUCUUUGGUGUGCAACGAAUACUUGGAGGACAUUUACCCCAAGUUCAGAUGCUCUCCGAGGGAUCCGUACCUGCUCGCCUUGGACAGAAUGGUUGUCGAACGAUCUAACUGGUUCAUAUCACGAUUCUACAAAGUGUUGUUAAAAGACCAACAAAAAAACGAGACUCUGGACCAGUUGGAGAAAGCGUUAGACGUAUUAGAGAAAGACCUAUCUGGCAGGGGGAAGUUUUUAGCAGGCAAUGCGGUUGGCAAUCUGGACUUCCUGCUUUGGCCUUGGUUUGAGCGACUCUGUGUUGUGGAGGUCAUCAGUGGGUUCAAGUUCACCGAAGAGAGGUUCCCGAAGCUUUUCUCCUGGAUGAAGAACAUGAACAACUUACCAGCGGUCCAGAAAACCGCCUUUGAUGUAGCAUCUCACUUGGUCUUCGUCAAAUCGCUGAAGGACAGAAAUCCUAACUACGAUUAUGGACUUCCGGUCUCCUCAAAGUUAUGAGGCGUUUUGUAUGAAAGUUUCUGAGGUUCGCAUGUGACGUCGUGAUCCCAGAAGACCAAUGAACUGACAGCCAUAUUAGAGCAUUAUUAAAAUGAAAUGGCGGAAGAGCAUACGUUACAAUACAAAAGCAUUAAGUACGAAAUGCAAACCCUCUAUAUAUUACCAGUGAUAAAUUGUGAUUUGACAUGAUAUCGAACUGAUGUACGAAUAACCACAAAUCACUGAGAUGGCGAGUAUCCAGAUAUAUUUGACUUAUUUCUCUUGCCAGGCUUAACAUGGUGUACUUCCAACAAUAUUCAGUAUUAAAAGAUAAAAUAUUUCGAAUAAUUCGAAUUAAAUAAUAAU
This is a messenger RNA of Liolophura sinensis, 1240 nucleotides long. Its product is annotated as glutathione S-transferase omega-1-like. Lineage: Eukaryota; Metazoa; Mollusca; Polyplacophora; Chitonida; Chitonidae. The transcript has 5 exons. Gene Ontology annotation, molecular function: glutathione transferase activity; glutathione dehydrogenase (ascorbate) activity. Gene Ontology annotation, cellular component: cytoplasm. The coding region runs from base 95 to 895 and encodes 266 amino acids. Gene Ontology annotation, biological process: glutathione metabolic process. The record is from RefSeq and is a predicted model, not a curated record.